Perca flavescens (yellow perch) is the source of this 5853-nucleotide messenger RNA. RefSeq names its product filamin-C. Lineage: Eukaryota; Metazoa; Chordata; Actinopteri; Perciformes; Percidae. The record is from RefSeq and is a predicted model, not a curated record. The transcript is spliced from 33 exons. Gene Ontology annotation, biological process: actin cytoskeleton organization. Bases 343 to 5853 code for a protein of 1836 amino acids. Gene Ontology annotation, molecular function: actin filament binding.
AGAGGAUGCCUGGGCUGGAGUUGUAUAUAUGGUCAUGGAGGUGGCAUUCCUGGGAGUCCAGCAGAGUGACGCCGAGCGUUUUUAAACCCCCGAUCCCCUUCUCCUCCAGCCGCUGUACCGACUCUCUGCAGGCCGCCACGCCGCCGUCUGAGCCUCUUUUCCCGGACAACAGGAGCGAGUGUGUCCGGAGGAAGAAAACGACUUUUUCUCUCUCUCUUUCUUUCUCUCUUUCUUCUUCCUUCCUUCAUCGGUACCAUGGCUCAGCCGGGCUGGAUUAACUGACUCUGGACCCGCAGCUUCACGCACACUUUGGAGAAGUGUGUCACUCCCAGAGCGGACGCCAUGAUGAGCAACAGCGGCUACAUGGAGCAGCAGCUUCCCCCGCAGUUCAUCUGCGAGGAAGAGGAGGAGGAGGAAGAGGAGGAGAUGCCGGCCACGGAGAAGGACCUGGCCGAGGACGCCCCCUGGAAGAAGAUCCAGCAGAACACCUUCACCCGCUGGUGCAACGAGCACCUGAAGGGGCUCAACAAGCGGAUCGGGGACCUGCAGAAGGACCUGAGUGACGGGCUGAAGCUCAUCGGGCUGCUGGAGGUGCUGAGCCAGAAGAAGAUGUUCAGGAAGUACCACAGCCGGCCCAACUUCAGGCAGAUGAAGCUGGAGAACGUCUCGGUGGCGCUGGAGUUCCUGGAGAGAGAGCACAUCAGGCUGGUGUCCAUCGACUCUAAAGCCAUCGUGGACGGGAACCUGAAGCUGAUCCUGGGUCUGAUCUGGACCCUGAUCCUGCACUACUCCAUCUCCAUGCCCAUGUGGGAGGACGAGGACGACGAAGACGCCAAGAAGCUGACGCCCAAGCAGCGCCUGCUGGGCUGGAUCCAGAACAAGGUGCCCCAGCUCCCCAUCACCAACUUCCACCGGGACUGGAGGGACGGCAAGGCUCUGGGGGCGCUGGUGGACAACUGUGCCCCAGGUCUCUGUCCAGACUGGGAAACGUGGGAUCCCAGUCAGCCGGUGGAGAACGCCAGGGAGGCCAUGCAGCAGGCCGACGACUGGCUCGGAGUGCCUCAGGUGAUCGCUCCGGAGGAGAUCGUUGAUCCCAACGUGGACGAGCACUCGGUGAUGACCUACCUGUCUCAGUUCCCCAAAUCUAAACUGAAGCCCGGCGCGCCCCUCAGGGCCAAGACGCUGCACCCCAAGAGGGCCAAAGCCUACGGACCAGGUCUUGAGCCUCGAGGGAACGUGGUCCUGAAACCUGCAGAGUUUCUGGUGGAGACGGUGGAGGCCGGACUCGGUGAAGUUCUGGUUUAUGUGGAGGACCCAGAGGGACACACGGAGGAGGCUCGAGUGAUCCCCAACAACGACAAGAACAGAAGCUACUCGGUGGUCUACCUGCCCAAAGUGGAGGGGCUGCAUAGAGUGAAGGUGCUGUUUGCUGGGCAGGACAUCGACAGAAGUCCCUUCAUGGUGAAUGUUUCCAAGGCGAUGGGCGACCCAACCAGAGUACAGGCCCGCGGGCCGGGACUGCAGCAGACGGGAAAUGUUGCCAACAAACCUACAUACUUUGACAUUUACACUGCAGGGGCGGGUGCUGGAGACGUAGGCGUCAUUAUUGUGGAUUCAAAUGGUCGCAGGGAUACAGUGGAGAUUGUGUUGGAGAACAGAGGCGACAGUAUUUUCCGCUGCACCUAUGUUCCCAUCCUGGAGGGCGCUCACACUGUCUACGUGACCUUUGCUGGGCAGCAGAUUCCCAGAAGCCCUUUCACUGUCAACAUCUCAGAGGUUUUACAGAGCAUCCCGCCUACAGGGUCUCCGGUGCAGGUUGUACCUCAGUCCGCACUCUCAGACAAGACAAGGAGAGCCCCCCCUCCAACACCACCCAAACCCAGGCGACCAACCUGUAAUCCCAACGCAUGCCGAGCGACGGGCAGAGGUCUGCAGCCGAAGGGUCUGAGGGUCAAAGAAGUGGCCGACUUUAAAGUUUACACCAAAGGAGCCGGCAGCGGAGAGCUCAAAGUCACUGUGAAGGGACCAAAGGGCCUGGAGGAGCCGGUGAAGGUUAUCGAGAUGGAAAACGGGAUCUUCGAGUGUAAUUAUUACCCAAUCAUGAUGGGAAAAUACAUGGUGACCAUCAGCUGGGGAGGACACAGCAUCCCCCGCAGUCCGUUUGAGGUCCAGGUGAGCGAGGAGGCGGGGCCCCAGAAGGUGCGGGCCUGGGGUCCCGGUCUGGAGACGGGGAUGGUGGGGAAGAGUGCCGACUUUGUGGUGGAGGCCAUCGGCACCGAGGUGGGAACGCUCGGUUUCUCCAUCGAGGGUCCGUCUCAGGCCAAGAUCGAGUGUGACGAUAAAGGAGACGGGUCGUGUGAUGUCCGAUACUGGCCGACCGAACCGGGCGACUACGCCGUGCACGUCAUCUGUGACGACGAAGACAUUAAGGACAGUCCCUUCAUGGCUCACAUCCUCCCUGCUGCCAACGACGUCUUCCCAGAAAACGUUAAGUGUUACGGUCCCGGUCUGGAGCCGCUCGGCUGCAUCGUCAACAAACCUGCAGACUUCACCAUCGACACGGAUGGAGCCGGCAGAGGAGAGCUGAAGCUCUACGCUCAGGAUGCCGAGGGUUUCCCCAUCGACAUCCAGAUCACUGAUAACGGAGACAGCACCUUCUUCUGCGUUUACAUUCCCACCAAACCUGUCAAACACACCAUCAUCAUCACCUGGGGGGAGGUCAAUGUUCCCAACAGCCCCUUCAGGGUGCUGAUCGGAGAGGGCAGCCAUCCAGAGAACGUGAAGGUUUACGGUCCAGGUGUGGAGAAGACAGGACUGAAGGCCAACGAGCCGACAUACUUCACUGUGGACUGCAGCGAGGCUGGACAGGGUGACGUCAGCAUCGGGAUCAAGUGUGCGCCGGGCGUGGUCGGUCCGGCGGAGGCAGACAUCGACUUUGACAUCAUCAAGAACGACAACGACACGUUCACGGUGAAGUACACGCCUCCGGGAGCCGGGCAGUACACCAUCAUGGUGCUGUUUGCAGAUCAGGAAAUUCCCAUCAGCCCCUUCAGAAUAAAGGUGGAUCCUUCCCAUGAUGCAGCUAAAGUCCGUGCAGAGGGACCUGGACUCAGCAAGACAGGAGUUGAAGUGGGCAAACCGACUCACUUCACCAUCUACACGAAGGGAGCCGGCAAAGCCAAACCGGAGGUCCAUUUCACCGGCGCGGCGAAAGGCGAAGCCGUCCGAGACUUCGAAAUCAUCGACAACCACAACUACUCGUACACCGUCCGCUACACCGCCCUGCAGCAGGGGAACAUGUCCGUCACUGUGUGUCACGGCGGGGACCCCAUCCCUAAGAGCCCCUUCAACAUCAGUGUGGCCCCCCCACUGGACCUCAACAAGGUCAAAGUUCAGGGUUUGAACAACAAGGUGGACGUUGGGAAGGACGAGGAGUUCAGCGUGUGUACCCGCGAGGCUGGAGGUCAGGGCAAACUGGACGUCAAGAUCACCUCGCCGUCACGCAGACCAAUCCCCUGCAAGCUGGAGUCGGGCACAGCCAAUGAGGCGCACACAGUGAAGUACAUUCCCCCCGAGGAAGGCCAGUACAGAGUGGACGUCAGCUACGACGGGAACCCCAUCCCAGGAAGUCCGUUCACGGUGGAGGCCGUCAUGCCCCCCGACCCUUCAAAGGUCCGAGCCUACGGUCCGGGCCUUCAGGGGGGUGUUGUGGGUAAACCGGCGCCCUUCGCCAUCGACACAAAGGGUGCCGGUACCGGCGGUCUGGGCCUGACGGUGGAGGGACCCUGCGAGGCCAAGAUCGAAUGCCAGGACAACGGGGACGGGUCUUGCUCCGUGUCCUACCUGCCCACCGAGCCCGGCGAGUACGCCAUCAACAUCCUGUUUGCAGAGCAGCACAUCCCCGGCUCGCCCUUCAAGGCCGUGGUCCAGUCGGCGUUCGACCCCGGCAAGGUGACGGCGAGCGGGCCGGGCCUGGAGCGGGGGAAGGUCAACGAAGACGGAUCCUUCACGGUGGACUGCUCCAAAGCCGGCGAGGCGGAGCUCACCAUUGAGAUCGUCUCCGACUCGGGAGCCAGAGCUGAAGUUCACGUGCAGAACAACGGUGACGGGACGUACGCCAUCACCUACAUCCCGCAGUGCCACGGCAUGUACACCAUCACCAUCAAGUACGGAGGACACGCCGUGCCAAAGUUCCCCAUCCGGCUGACGGUGGAGCCGGCGGUGGACACCAGCGGGGUCAAGGUCCACGGGCCGGGAGUGGAGCCCCGAGGCGUCCUGAGGGAAGUGACCACGCAUUUCACCGUGGACGCCCGGGCGCACUACCGGAGCGGCGGCGGGCGCAUCAAAGCCCCGAUCUCCAACCCGUCGGGCGCCAACACGGACGCCUACAUCACCGACAAGGGAGACGGGACCUACCGAGUGGAGUACACGCCGUACGAGGACGGUUUGCAUCUGAUUGAAGUUCUGUUUGAUGACGUCUCGGUGCCGAAGAGUCCGUUCCGGGUCUCGGUGUCGGAGGGCUGUGAUCCCAGCCGGGUCCGAGCCUACGGGCCCGGUCUGGAGGAGGGACUGGUCAACAAACCAAACCGCUUCACCGUGGAGACCAGAGGUGCUGGCACCGGGGGUCUGGGCCUGGCCAUCGAGGGUCCGUCGGAGGCCAAGAUGUCCUGUAAGGACAACAAAGAUGGCAGCUGCAGCGUGGAGUACAUCCCCUUCACUCCCGGAGAGUACGACGUCAACAUCACCUUCGGAGGCCUUCCUAUCCCAGGGAGCCCGUUUCGGGUUCCGGUGCGAGAGCUGUUGGAUCCCAGUAAAGUGAAGUGUUCGGGUCCCGGUCUGGGAAGUGGAGUCCGAGCCCACGUCCCCCAGACCUUCACCGUAGACAGCAGCAAGGCCGGGGUCGCCCCCCUGGAGGUCCAGCUGUACGGGCCCACAGGUGUGGCCGAGCCAAUCAGCAUCACCGACAACGGCGACUGUACUCACACGGCCAACUACACGCCCGCCAGCGACGGUCCGUACACGGUGUGCGUGAAGUAUGCCGACCAGGAAGUCCCGCGCAGUCCCUUUAAGAUCAAGACCUUACCGGCCCACGAUGCCAGUAAAGUCCGAGCCAGCGGUCCGGGUUUGAAUGCGUCUGGAGUUCCCGCCAGUCUGCCCGUUGAGUUCACCAUCGACGCCAGAGACGCCGGAGAGGGACUCCUUACCGUUCAGAUCCUGGGUCCGGACGGCUGCAGGCGAGACGCCUCUCUGUUUGUGGAGGACUGGGGACGCAGGGUGUGGGAGACACAGAUAGUAAAGAAAACCAUCCUCUUCAAUAUGAAUAAGAGAGGCUGUGAUCCAGAGGGGAAACCCAAGAAGGCGAACAUCCGAGACAACCGGGACGGCACGUACACGGUGUCCUAUGUCCCGGACAUGGCUGGACGUUACACCAUCACCAUCAAAUACGGUGGAGACGAGAUCCCAUACUCGCCGUACCGCAUCCUGGCGCUGCCCACUGGAGACGCCAGCAAGUGUCUGGUCACAGUGUCGAUCGGAGGACACGGACUGGGUUCAUGUAUCGGGUCGACCAUCCAGAUCGGCGAGGAGACGGUCAUCACCGUUGACGCAAAGGCAGCUGGGAAAGGGAAGGUGACGUGCAAGGUGUCGACGCCGGACGGCGCCGAGCUGGACGUGGACGUGGUGGAGAACGCAGACGGGACGUUUGACAUCUACUACACGGCGCCGGAGCCCGGGAAGUACGUCAUCACCAUCCGCUUCGGAGGGGAGAACAUUCCCAACAGCCCCUUCCACGUGGUGGUGAGGAACGCCGCCGAAACGCACGCCCAACACAUGAAACACACGCCAAAGCGCUGA